Molecule: messenger RNA, 1366 nt
Organism: Lytechinus variegatus (green sea urchin)
Lineage: Eukaryota; Metazoa; Echinodermata; Echinoidea; Temnopleuroida; Toxopneustidae
Exons: 8
Coding region: 87-650 (187 amino acids)
Source: RefSeq, a predicted model, not a curated record
UACUAGCAGCUGCAGCGGUUCAUUCAAAUUGACUGGUACGGCCAAAACAGUGAGCGAAGCAAGAUUCUGAGACAUCAAAAACAACAAUGAAUCGUCAUUCGCACAUACCUCAACCUAACUUUCAGACGAAACGAAAAGCACGGCCUCCACUGAAUGUGACAGAAAAACAACCAACUCUGAGUUAUUCCAAGCUGAAAGUUGAGGUGGCUUCACUCCAAGAAGAGAAUAGAGAGUUAAAACAGAAAGUGGCCAAACAACAAGCUGCAUCUUCUUCAACUAAGACAGCCAUUUCAGAACUGCAGAAGGAAAACAGAGAAUUGAAACAGAGAUUGGAGGAUGAAGAAAGGCAACAUAGAGAUACUGUGAGCCAAUGUCAACAGGAAAGUUUAGGUCUGGAAACUAAACUGAGGAAUGUUGAAGAGGUUUUAGAGAAAUCAGGCAUCAAUCCAGUUACCCUGGCUGCCUUGGAGAAAGAUCAAGGGCGGAGGAGACAGGUGUUUAGUGAGGCAGCGGCUCAAGCACAGAUUCUUCGAGAAAAACUUGAUGAGAACAUGGAUGUAUGGCACAAUAAUGCUCAAGAUAUGAAGAAUAUGUCCGCUCAGUGUCUAGCUCUGAUGGAGAGUGAAAGAAGCAAUCUUCAGGAACAAUGAACAGAUGCCAAUUACAAUAUGUAAAUAUCAAGAAUAUCUGUAAGUCGAUGACAGAGUACAACAUGUUAUGAUCAGUUGUUAAUAUCAAUUUUUUUUAUGUUUUACCCUAUGGCAUUGCAGGAUUUAUUAAAAUGAUAUCCCAACCUUCAAAAUAUCAAACUCAACAUUAAGCUCUCAUGCACAAAUACAAUGUAACAGCAUCAUUGAACCUGUAUAAUAUAACAAAGAGAACCCCUCCCUAUAGAAAGUCAGAGUCAUUGAGCCAUUUCAACAACUUUUUUAUGAACAAUAGAGUUCACUAUUCUUAAUUAAUUCAAAAUACUCAACAUUCUAACUCAUAUAUCAUGAACUGUAAGUUUACAAAUUAUUUUGGUAUCCACCAAAACUUUAUUUUUUAACUGAACUGCUUUUGUGUUGUUGAUGGUACAUUUCUCUUCACAAUACAGUCAUUGAAAUCAACUUUUUAAUGCCAAGUUCCGUUGUGAAUGAAUUCAUUAUAUUACUUCCAGUUAUGAUCUACUUCCCAUGAGUGGUGAUAAAUGCUUUUUUUUCUAUGCUAAGUAAUAUCACAUCCUUGGUGUGAAACGAAGCUGUAUAAAUAUUGUGUAAUUACCAUUUAGAUGAAGGCUAGAUUAAGCUUUCAUAAAAUUUGGGUUUCAUUUCUUAUUUACAUUGCAAAAGUUGUAGAGAUAAUAUUCACAUUGUGAGAACAAUGA